CUCUGUCUCUCCCCUCCGUUGUCUUUUUAAUGUAACUUCUGACUGAUCGGGAGAGCGUCUGGAAAGCCUGGACUCCAUCUCUGAUCAAGGAUCUGCUCGGACGGUGUUCUUUUUAAAGCUGGACACACAGGACAGAAUAAGAAUCAGAUUUAUUUGGGAUAACAUUGCUUGCCUCCGUGGAUGUUUGGCUCAGUGUUGUCCGUCUUUAUUUUGUUCCGUCUGUGGAUUUUAUAGUGCAUCAUCUUGGUCUGAAUGAAGCUUUCUUUUUGGAUUUCCACCGCGCCGACGCUGUUUUUGGGUGACUGCCGAUUUACUUGUGAAGUCGCGCGUUAUAAUAAUAUCACCGUUAUUUUACGAGCUCUUUCAGGCGUAACUUGUAUUUAAUUGUGUCAGACAAUGCCGCAGUUUUCUUGAAUGUGUGUUAGUUAUUAAUGAGACCAAAAAUUGUGCGUUAAUUAUUGUGGAAAAAAAUAGGAAAGUUGGGCGCUCAAAGUUUUGGACACUAUCGAUAUGGCUAUGGUGGCGUGGAGAAACACCGAGGGCGUCGGGGACUCUCAGGGGACCCUCUCGGUGUCCCAAGUCGCCCCUCUGUCUCUGCCCGGGGAGCUUGUUGGACACAUGAACCCAGCGUCUACUCUGGAAAUACCCCAGGCAGCAGCAGCAGCACACCAAGGCGCACCGCCGCCCAAUCCGUCCAGCACCACCACCACGACCACCACCACCAACAAUAACAACACAUCCUCUUCCUCCUCCUCCUCCUCGUCCAUGGACAAACAGCAGAGCCAGCAGAUCGAGUGCAUCGUGUGCGGGGAUAAAUCCAGCGGGAAGCACUACGGACAGUUCACAUGUGAAGGAUGUAAGAGCUUCUUUAAACGCAGCGUCAGGAGGAACCUGUCCUACACCUGCAGGGCCAACAGGAACUGUCCCGUGGACCAGCACCACCGCAACCAGUGCCAGUACUGUCGCCUCAAGAAAUGCCUCAAAGUCGGCAUGAGGAGGGAAGGUACGGGCUGGCGUACUCCUGUUGUUGCUAUCGCUGUCCAGAGAGGCAGACUUCCCACCCAGUCUUAUCACGGCCAGUUUGCUCUGACAAACGGAGACCCACUACAGUGUCAUUCCUAUCUAUCGGGAUACAUCUCUCUGCUGCUGCGGGCCGAGCCCUACCCGACCUCCAGGUUCGGCUCGCAGUGCCUGCAGAGCAACAACAUCAUGGGCAUCGAGAACAUCUGUGAGCUAGCGGCCCGGAUGCUCUUCAGCGCCGUGGAGUGGGCCCGCAACAUCCCUUUCUUCCCUGACCUGCAGGUGACGGACCAGGUGGCACUGCUCCGCCUCACCUGGAGCGAACUGUUCGUGCUGAACGCCGCUCAGUGCUCCAUGCCCGUCCACGUCGCCCCGCUGCUGGCCGCCGCCGGCCUCCACGCCUCUCCGAUGUCCGCGGACCGGGUGGUGGCCUUCAUGGACCACAUCCGGGUCUUCCAGGAGCAGGUGGAGAAGCUCAAGGUAUUGCAUGUGGAUUCAGCAGAGUACAGCUGCAUCAAGGCCAUCGUGCUGUUCACCACAGAUGCUUGUGGUCUGUCGGACGUGGCGCAUGUGGAGGGUCUGCAGGAGAAGUCCCAGUGUGCUUUAGAGGAGUACGUGAGGAGUCAAUAUCCCAACCAGCCAAACAGGUUUGGGAAGCUGCUACUCCGCUUGCCUUCCCUCCGCACUGUCUCUUCUUCUGUCAUAGAGCAGCUUUUCUUCGUCCGUCUGGUGGGGAAAACUCCCAUAGAAACUCUGAUAAGGGACAUGCUGCUGACCGGGAGCAGCUUCAACUGGCCUUACAUGCCUAUUCAAUAGAGGAACAAGCCACAGUGGUGUUUCUAAGGUCAGGAAAGGUCCCACACCUCAAAUCAAGUCAUUUCAGUGCGGCGUAAAAUCUCUGUUGCUUCGAACAAGGAAAAGAAACUGCCAAUGCAAUGAGAUAAUUGCAGGCAUUUCCAAUGUAUCCAAAAUCUUCUCAUACCAACUGUGUUUCCCUUGAUACCAGAGGAUUGAUCUUCUUUAUGCUGCACUGUGUCUAUGUGUCUCGAAAUGUCCCUAAAAUAAAUGAAUCCAUUUUGCCGACGUUAAACUAUUUUAACCCCACUGGCAGAAUUUUUUACUUGUUCAGGGAGAAACAAUAUUUCACGAGAUGAAAUGACUGAUUAUGAUGGACAUUUUUUUGCAGUGUGGUAACCACUCACGCUCUAUGGUUUUUGGGAUAACAAACAAUAUUUAUUGGACCCUGUGUGUAUAUUUAUCGUGCUUGUAAAUUAUGUUUUGGCUCCUUUUUUAAAUGUUUUACGUAUUUUUUGCCCCGGCAAGUGAGGAAACUGCAGGGAUUGUCUUGUGUCUUGUGUGUUUUUUUUUUUGUGUUUUUUUUCAUACCUUCCAGACAUGGCACUUUUGGACUAAAGGAACAUUUCCGAAAGAUUUAACACAGGGGUUUGAAACUCAACAUCAUCUGACGUUAAACUAUUUGCUUAACUGUGGACAGACCGAAUGGUGAGAUUAAUGCUCUGUUUUAGUUACUUUGAAGUCUUAUUCUAUUUGCAUUAUGGACACACAAAGAAUGAAAAGCAAACGAGCAACAUACAUAUUUGGAAAAUGCACUUCUCAUGAUCAGUGUUAGGUUGCGCCAAGUAAUGCAUUACUCCUUUCAUAGGUAAUAUCAUUACCUCCUUACGUUGGUAUUUCCUUAAAUAUUUUUAUUCAUACUUCCUGGCAGAUGUAAUUAUUCCCACGAUGCUUAAUCUCUGCUGUUUCUGCCUACAAAAUACAACAUUUUUAAAAAAGUUCUCUUUUUUUAAUGAUCAGAUACUCGAGAACGUCGUGUUUAUUUCUCAUCAAAGUAGUAGAUUAUGCCACUCAGAGAAAUUCAACUUUUAUAUUAUUUCUCAUCUAAACUGAGAGAUGAUGAAAGGCUAAUUAUUGCAAAAAUAGAUAAGGGAAGGUAUGUUAGAUAGCUGUACGUUAAUCCAAUUCUUUCUUAUUUAGAAGGGUUAAAUGGGGUUAAAAUCCUAUUCUUUUGACUGGUAGCUUGUUACAGGGAAAAGUAAUGACAUUACUUUACUGGAUUAACGAUUAAUGCAUUACUGAACACUUCUGAUUCAUUUAUGUUUCCAGGUCUUUCACUGACUGUCUCAAAGAGAUUUUAAGAGCACUGGGCCCGAUGUUUACUGUAACUACAGUCUCUGAAUGAACUGUACACAGCUUCCCAGCUCAAGUAACAAUUAUAUUUCAUUAUCAUUUUCAUGCAUUUAUGAGCCCAGGCCGCUUAAUGGCACAAUAGACCACUGCAGGGUAUUGCUGAACUGAAAGUGUGUUGUGUGUGUGUGUGUGUGUGUGUGUGUGUGUGUGUGUGUGUGUGUGUGUGUGUGUGUGUGUGGUGUGUGUGUGUGUGUGUGUGUGGUGUAUGUGUGUGUGUGUGUGUUUGUGUACUUGUGUUUACUUCUUUUUGACAACCACUCUGAUGUACUGUGAAAGCGUAUUGGUUAACAUAUUGGUACCAUAUUAAAUUAUAACUCAAGAUUUAUAAAUAAAGUGUAUUUGGUUUAUUUGCCA
This is a messenger RNA of Cottoperca gobio, 3582 nucleotides long. RefSeq names its product COUP transcription factor 2-like. Gene Ontology annotation, molecular function: zinc ion binding; DNA-binding transcription factor activity; sequence-specific DNA binding. Bases 511 to 1836 code for a protein of 441 amino acids. Lineage: Eukaryota; Metazoa; Chordata; Actinopteri; Perciformes; Bovichtidae. The record is from RefSeq and is a predicted model, not a curated record. Gene Ontology annotation, biological process: regulation of DNA-templated transcription. The transcript is spliced from 3 exons.